Priceomyces carsonii is the source of this 315-nucleotide messenger RNA. It is a transcript of the gene TTR1, whose product is annotated as dithiol glutaredoxin. Gene Ontology annotation, cellular component: cytoplasm; nucleus. Lineage: Eukaryota; Fungi; Ascomycota; Pichiomycetes; Serinales; Debaryomycetaceae. The coding region runs from base 1 to 315 and encodes 104 amino acids. The transcript has 2 exons. Gene Ontology annotation, biological process: cellular response to oxidative stress. The record is from RefSeq and is a predicted model, not a curated record. Gene Ontology annotation, molecular function: glutathione disulfide oxidoreductase activity.
AUGGUAUCUCAACAAGCAGUUACAAAGGUCGAGGGUUUGAUUAAAAGCAAGCCAAUUUUUAUUGCUUCGAAGUCAUAUUGCCCAUUUUGCGAAAAAACAAAGAAGACAAUCGGAGCCAUAACUAAAGAUGCUUAUAUUUUAGAGUUAGAUGAGUUAGAUGAUGGGAGUGACAUUCAAGAAGCUCUUUUAGAACUUACAGGUCAAAAGACGGUUCCAAAUGUUUUCAUCAAUGGUGAACACAUUGGUGGUAACUCUGAUGUUCAAGAAUUGAAGGCUGCUGGUAAGUUAGAUGACAAGAUCAAGGCAGCUUUGUAA